This is a messenger RNA of Penicilliopsis zonata CBS 506.65, 1406 nucleotides long. RefSeq lists its product as hypothetical. The transcript is spliced from 3 exons. The record is from RefSeq and is a predicted model, not a curated record. NCBI's taxonomy places the organism in Eukaryota, Fungi, Ascomycota, Eurotiomycetes, Eurotiales, Aspergillaceae. Bases 1 to 1299 code for a protein of 432 amino acids.
AUGGGUGAGAAGAACCGAACGGAAUCCGAGAGAGUUCUCCUAUCAGAAACCGCGGAGAUUCAGGCAGCUCGCUCACAUCUACGCGGCGGCUCGGCCGUGGCCUCCGGCUCGCCUUACCAGCUUGACAAUGAACAGGUGACGAGAGCGUCGACUGCGUUGUUGCGACACAUCAAGACGAAGCAGCAAGAGCAGGAAGAGUCUGCGACGAAGAAGACGCUGAUUGGAGAUAACGACGACGAGUCGGAUGCCGAAGACGUCCCUCUUCACAAUGACCCGGUAUGGCUUGUGCUCACGACCAAGAAGCAUGUUGUCGACAAGAACCGUCUGAAGCCCGGCAAGAUCCCCGUGCCGCACUCUCUUAACGCCUCGCCCUCGCUCAGCAUCUGCCUGAUCACCGCCGACCCGCAGCGCGCGGUCAAGGAUGUCGUGGCGGACCCUUCGUUCCCGCAGCACCUGUCUUCUCGCAUCAACCGGGUCAUCGGGUUGUCGAAGCUGAAGGCCAAAUACCACAGCUUCGAGAGUCGGCGGCAGCUGUUGGCCGAACAUGACGUCUUCCUGGCGGAUGACCGGAUCAUCAUGCGACUGGUGAAAACCCUGGGCAAGACCUUCUACAAGUCCAGCAAGCGGCCGAUUCCGAUCCGCAUUGCGGAGAUCGAGAAGGUCGACGGGAAGCGGGUGAAGAAGGAUCCGAAGAAGCGAUCGGCCAACGCCGCCGCCGACGACGAGCAUAACGCCUCGGUGGCCUCGCCGCUCAUCGUGGCCAAGGAGAUCGAGAAGGCGCUCAACUGCGCGGCCGUCCAGCUCGCCCCGGCCACCACCGCUGCCAUCCGUGUCGGCUCCGCCAAGUUUACCCCCCAGCAGCUGUCGGAGAACAUCGAGGCCGUGGUGAAAGGUCUGACGGACAAGUUUGUGGCCAAGGGCUGGAGGAACGUCAAGGCUCUGCACAUCAAGGGCGCCAAUACGAUGGCCAUGCCCAUCUGGCUCGCCAGUGAGCUGUGGCUGGAAGAGGCGGACGUUGUGGAGGCAGUAACGGUCGCGGCGGGCGAUGAGACGAAAACGAUCCAAGGCGCCCCCAAGAACGACAAGAAACGCAAGUCGAGCAACACCGAUGAGGAGAAGCUCCUAGCGGCGGCGCCCAAGAAGUCCAAGAAGGCCAAGGGCAGCGAGGAGGAUGCCGACGAGGCCGCUGCCGUUGCCGCGCGCAAGGCCAAGCUUCAACAGCAGAAGGCCCAGGCCCUGGAAGACGGGGACGCGUCGGUGUCGAAAGGCGGCAAGAAGAAGAGAAAGUCGAUCUCUUAAACAAAAAAGAAUUGAAUAUGAUCCCCCCGUUUUUUUUUUUUUUCCUUUUCACUCUUCAUUUUCGUUUUCAUCAGGUGUUCCAUGGGUUGAUAUUUGUCCUUGACUGC